This is a messenger RNA of Oryctolagus cuniculus (rabbit), 282 nucleotides long. Lineage: Eukaryota; Metazoa; Chordata; Mammalia; Lagomorpha; Leporidae. The record is from RefSeq and is a predicted model, not a curated record.
AUGCCCAAGAGGAAGGUCUGCUCUGCCGAGGGGGCGGCCAAGGAGGAGCCCAAGAGGAGGUCGGCGAAGCCGGCCCCCGGGAAGGUGGAAGCGAAGCCCAAGAAGGCCGCCAGGAAGGAUAAAUCAUCGGACAAGAAAGUGCAAGUAAAGGGGAAGAGAGGAGCAAAGGGAAAACAGGCCGAGGUGGCUAACCAAGAAGCUAAAGAAGACUUGCCUGCAGAAAACGGAGAAACGAAAAACGAGGAGAGUCCAGCAGAAGAGAAAGAAGCCAAGUCCGAUUAA